AUGGCUGCUAAUGACAAACCUGCAAAAGUGGAUCCUGCUAAGAACAAAUUUGACGUGAAAAUGGAUCCUGCUAACUUGAAUUUGGAUUCAAGUGAUAUGGCUACGAAUGACAAUCCUGUGAAAGUGGAUCCUGCUAAGGACAAAUCAGACGUGAAAAUGGAUCAUGCUAACUUGAAUUUGGAUGCAAAAUUUCAGAUGGCCGCUAAUGAAAAAUCUGUGAAAGUGGAUUUUGCUGAGGACAAAUCUGACGUGAAAAUGGAUACUACUAACUUGAAGUUGGAUGCAAAAUUUCAGGUGGAUCCUGCUAAGGACAAAUCUGACGUGAAAAUGGAUCCUGCUAACUUGAAUUUGGAUGCAAUGGAUCUUGCUAAGGACAAAUUUGACGUGAAAAUGGAUCCUGCUAACUUGAAUUUGGAUGCAAGUGUUGUGCCUAUCAACCGAGAAUUUCACAUGGCUGCGAAUGACAAACCUGUGAAAGUGGAUCCUGCUAAGGACAAAUCUGACGUGACAAAGGAUCCUGCUAACUUGAAUUUGGAUGCAAAAUUUCAGAUGGCCGAUAAUGAAAAACCUCUGAAAGUGGAUCUUGCUAAGGACAAAUCUGACGUGAAAAUGGAUACUACUAACUUGAAGUUGGAUGCAAAAUUUCAGAUGGCUGCUAAUGACAAACCAGUGAAAAUGGCCGCGAAUGACCAACCUGUGAAAGUGGAUCCUGCUAAGGACAAAUCUGACGUGAAAAUGGAUCCUGCUAACUUGAAUUUGGAUGCAAAAUUCCAGAUGGCUGCAAAUGACAAACCUGUGAAAGUGGAUCCUGCAAAGGACAAAUCAGACGUGAAAAUGGAUACUGCUAACUUGAAUUUGGAUGCAAGUAUUGCUACUAAUGACAAACCUGUGAAAGUGGAUCCUGCUAAGGACAAAUCUGACGUGAAAAUGGAUUCUGCUAACUUGAAGUUGGAUGCAAGUGAUAUGGCUGGUAAUGAAAUACUUGUGAAAGAGGAUGCUGCUAAGGAAAAAUUUGACAUGUCUGCUAAUGACAAACCUGUGAAAGUAGAUCCUGCAAAGGACAAAUCAGACGUGAAAAUGGGUACUGCUAACUUGAAUUUGGAUGCAAGUGAUAUGGCUGCUAAUGAAAUACCUGUGAAAGUGGAUCAUGCUAAGGACAAAUAUGACGUGAAAAUGGAUCCUGCUAUCUUGAAGUUGGAUGCAAGUAUGGCAGCUAAUUACAAACAUGUGAAAGUGGAUCCUGCUAAGGAUAAAUCUGACGUGAAAAUGGAUCCCGCUAACUUGAAUUUGGAUGCAAGUAUGGCUGCUAAUGAGAAACCUUUGAAAGUGGAUCUUGCAAAGGACAAACCAGAAGUGAAAAUGAAUCCUGCUAACUUUAAUUUGGAUGCAAAACAUCAGAUGGCUGCUAAUGAAAUACUUGUGAAAGAGGAUCCUGCAAAGGACAAAUCUGACGUGAAAAUGGAUCCUGCUAACUUGAAGUUGGAUAUGGCUGCGAAUGACAAACCUGUGAAAGUGGAUCCUGCUAAGGACAAAUCUGACGUGAAAAUGGAUCCUGCUAACUUGAAUUUGGAUGCAAUGGAUCUUGCUAAGGACAAAUUUGAUGUGAAAAUGGAUCCUGCUAACUUGAAUUUGGAUGCAAGUGUUGUGCCUAUCAACCGAGAAUUUCACAUGGCUGCUAAUGACAAACCUGUGAAAGUGAAUCCUGCUAACGACAAAUCUGACGUGACAAUGGAUUCUGAUAACUUGAAGUUGGAUGCAAAAUUUCAGAUGGCUGCUAAUGACAAACCUAUGAAAGUGGAUCCUGUUAAGGACAAAUCUUACGUGAAAAUGGAUCCUGCUAACUUGAAUUUGGAUGCAAGUGUUGUGCCUAUCAACUGA
This is a messenger RNA of Vicia villosa (hairy vetch), 1878 nucleotides long. RefSeq lists its product as uncharacterized. Bases 1 to 1878 code for a protein of 625 amino acids. NCBI's taxonomy places the organism in Eukaryota, Viridiplantae, Streptophyta, Magnoliopsida, Fabales, Fabaceae. The transcript is spliced from 30 exons. The record is from RefSeq and is a predicted model, not a curated record.